Lindgomyces ingoldianus is the source of this 2446-nucleotide messenger RNA. RefSeq lists its product as uncharacterized. The transcript has 4 exons. Bases 131 to 2038 code for a protein of 635 amino acids. NCBI's taxonomy places the organism in Eukaryota, Fungi, Ascomycota, Dothideomycetes, Pleosporales, Lindgomycetaceae. The record is from RefSeq and is a predicted model, not a curated record.
CAUCCACUACCGGUGAGAGAGGGACCAUUUAUACCCACCUCGGCAGACAGAAUUUGGACCACCCCUUGGGAUUUGGAAGCACGCAAAUAAUAUUGCUAGCGGGGCACUGCAGGAGGAUAUCUCGCCCAAUAUGGCAGCGGCUACUGCUGGCUACGAGUGGAACCGCUCGUCGCCCCUGCGCUCCUCCCCCGACACCACGUCCCCCAUGUACCCCGAUCGCCCCAUUCGCCCUCUGCCAAAACGCCGUCUUCGAGCACGCCUGUCGCCCGAGCAAGCUGAAGCCAUCGUCUACCCGCCCGCCCCUCCGUCCUCUGGCCCGCUCUUCAGCUUCCCGUACUCGCCAGCCGAGACCCGGGGCAACGGCCGCGUUGGCCAGCGUCGGGGGGAGAGUGACCACCACGCCUGCCACUGUGGUCACAACCACUCAGAGGUAGAGAGUGAGGAGGACGAGGACGAGCGUGGGGCUCCUCUGCCAUCAUCCCCGAGCUACCACUACGCUAGAAACGUGGCUGGAAAGUCCGCAGGCGGAGCGACAGCCAUAUACCCCAAGCCCGGGUCCACGUCGUCUUCUGCAGACGGUUACGAGUCGUUUGAGAAUACAAACAACAAGAAGAAGCGAAAGAUCCCGAAUAUGGGGACAAGCAUCCACCACACCAAUCUGUCCGCUGAGAUGGCGAGUAUGGGGCUUUCCAACCCCCAUGAACUCGCUGCACCUGACGAUGGAGAUGGUGUGGGGCGCUAUUACACAUCUGCACCUUCCACACCCCAACACAACACCCCCGGCACAGGCAUCGCGGGUGCUGGCAGAGGUCGAUUUGGGAGAUCUGCAUCGGGAAGAUCAGAACGGCGAGUGCUGGGAACCUCCACCAACCUCGGCAACGCCAAAGCGGCCACCAAACGACCUCCCGACCAAGGCGGCAUCAUAUCCACCGCUAUCGCCAACGCGCAAGCCACUCCCCCUCCCGCCGGCAGUGAGAACGUAAGCUUGUUGCAGCAAGAGGCUUCGAAGAGCAGCACCAACAAGACCCAAUUUACUUUCACCUGUGGGUCUGACUCAGCCAACAAGAUGGUUUGGCCCGGCCAGCAGAAUGGUCCGUACCCUCAACCCCCUGGCUCAUACCCGACGGGUGCCACCGGACACCCCACGCAACCCACCCGUGCCCGUGCUCCUACCCGUCCAGACGCUCCCAUGGUGUCAACUCAAGGCACACAGACAAGCCCGAACAUCAAUGGUGCACAACACCCGCCUUCUGCGAAGAAUGCUGCACCUCCCAAGAAUGGCCAGCCGAACCAGCAAGUUCCGGCUCCGCGAAAACCCCGACGCAGCGCUUCCAAGCUGUAUGCCUACGCUGCUCGCAAGCGCCGCAUUCAGCAGGAGUACGCUAAUUUUCACAACCCACCCAAUCCGGCAUGGAUCUGCGAGUUUUGUGAGUAUGAGGACAUAUUCGGGGCACCACCGGAAGCAUUGAUUCGGCAGUAUGAGAUCAAAGACAGGAAGGAGCGGAAGCGUAUUGCUGAAAAGCGGCGUCUGUUAGAGAAAGCGAGGAUGAAGGGACGCAAGGGCAAAAAGGCCAGUAAGAAAGCUCAAAACAACGCAAACAACGCCCAGCAUAGCCAAAAUGCUCCUGCCGGUGGCUAUGAUCGACGCAUGGAUGAAGGACCAUUGGACGGCCAAGAGGAAGAAUACUACGACGAUGAGUACGACGAUAUUCCGCCUCAAGCCUCAGCCCCUGGCAAGCCAUGUGACCAUCCAGGCUGUCAUCAUUCGCACCAUCCAAAAACGCAGGCUCAGGGUCUUGGGGAUCCGAGCGGUGGAGGCAAGGGUGUUAAUGGCGAACCUUCGUCUUCGGACUUUGAGGCAGAGAUCGACGGCGUCACCUUCACAAACAAGGAUGAGUUCUAUGCGUACGUGUACGGCAAAGUCGACAAACUCCAUGAACACGGCAGCAACUUGAGAUUUCGAGUGCCCUCGGGCCACCAAGUCGAAAUGUCGAGGGACAAGUCUGGCCUCGACGUCUUCAUCAACCGAGUUGGAUAAACUCCAAAAAGCCAUCGACUCGGUUCAUCUUAUCCCCGUGGAUUAUCUCCAUAUUUGCCCUCCUCACGACCCUAUUUUGAGCUCAGCAUCCCGUACAUCCCCCGCAUUUCCCGGAGCCCCUGUAUUCCAGUCGUUUCCAACAUCCCCGACCACUCAUAAACCACAUCAUACAACUACAACUACAUAAUAAACCCCCCAUUUUCACUUCAACGAGCAUAUCGACUGCUUAACGGAUUGAAGCAACCCCACUCCCCUCAGAAGACAUGUCGAAUUCAGACGAUCCAGAGUCUACCUAUUGACUAGGACCUUGAACUCACCCAGAAUAGGCGGGUGAAGUAAAAUAGGCGAGGUGCUGUCUAGCCGGUAUCGGAUUCUUCUCGAACGAUGGUGUUCAGUUUUCCUGUUGCU